Messenger RNA from Emericellopsis cladophorae, 1860 nucleotides. RefSeq lists its product as uncharacterized. Lineage: Eukaryota; Fungi; Ascomycota; Sordariomycetes; Hypocreales; Bionectriaceae. The record is from RefSeq and is a predicted model, not a curated record. The transcript has a single exon. Bases 1 to 1860 code for a protein of 619 amino acids.
AUGAACUCUUCGGCCAGCACACCGACCGUGUCCAUACCAGUCGACCAGUCGACCAGCCUGAGCUCGUCGCCGAGCGAAAACAGAUCCAGAAGAUCUGACUUAUCUCACGCGACACAAACGGAACGCACGUCUACAGGGCCCUCAAAGUCCGCGACACGGUCUGCAGGAAGCAAGUGGUCGAAUAGUGCAAAAGCAAAGGCUGGCAGUUCAAGUGGCGGCAGCGGCCUGCCCUUCGGGCCACCCAUCACUAAGGCUACCCUAUCGGAUCUCGACGUGGUGCGCAUUGUGCAAAACUCGAAAUUGCGCCAUGAUAUCAACUUUGAUCCCGACUUGCACUUUCGACCUAUCAACCUGAGCGACAAGGGGAAGGCGAAGCAGGAGCGCUCCCAGGGCUUUUGGAAGUCUCUAACAGAGCAGCUGGGUAUGUUCGUCGACGAGAACAGGCGGCUCGAGUUCAUGAGCCGCUACGCACGCAGCCAUGAAUGGUGCCUACCUGUGCUCUUGCGGACGAUCAAGGACAUUGUCGAGACGCUCGUACCGAAGCGAUCUCGCGAUCUCAUAGACGAGGCUUUCAAUGUGGAACUGCUGAUGCAGGAAUUCUACAAAGGUGUGCUAGACUCGGAGAGGUUGGCCGAGUGGCUGGCUGGAGUGCUCAAGACUCACUGUGCCCCUAUGCGUGACAACGAGGUCAAUAACAUGGUCGCACGCUUUCGCGUCGGCAGCCGCGAGGGAAAUCUAGAGCAACUGGUCAUGGGCAUGCGAGAGCUUUUGAGCGUGCUCGAGAACAUGAAGCUCGACGUGGCCAACCACCAGAUCUGCCGCCUCCGCCCGGCGCUCAUCCAAGAAACGACCCACUAUGAGAAGCGCAACUUUAGCAAGAAGAUCGCCACCCGCCGGCUCGACAUUGCGCGCUCGAGGCUCUGGUACCAUCGCGCACAGAGACAAUACGCCCAGGAGCCUGCUGAAGGCUUUGGUGAGAUGUCCGUCUUCUUCCGUGCCGUCGCGGGCUUCGUGCGACCUUCUCGCGCACGAGGGGGGGAUGCCAUCCUGCCUGAGACUUUUCUCCACGACAACAAACGACUUUUGCGCAUGCGCAGCGACGUUCUCGACGCCGUGAAGAUUGAUGUUUGCAUGCAUCUUUACGACAAUCUCAUAGGGGCCGCAAAGGCUGAUGCGUGUUUCCCCACAGACAUGGACAACAGGUCAAGCGUGUCGUCCGUCAGCUCCGUGGGCAGCGUAGAUAGCGACGGCUUUUCGUAUCUUCCUUUCCACAACACGGUAGUCCGCCCGAGCCGCAUGGCACUUAGCACCGACGGCCAGUCCCCACGUUCGUCCCUCGGCGUCUUCACACUUGACUCGACGCCUCCCCAACUGUCCUUCGUUAGCAAGCGCGAAGCCAAGAUGAAGGCAGGUAAACUCUACUCAUCUUUGGUUGCCAUCUUCCAGUCGACGUCCACUAACAUGGGCCAAGCCAAGCGCUGGGCGGAGGCUACCUCCUUCAUGGCUGUGGAGAUCUUGCGCGCCGCUGACGCCCCUUCCUACAUGCUCGCCAUGGUCGAGUCGAAACUCGGCGAGGUCCUCUCUAACCCCAACAAUGGACUCUUCUUAGGUGUGGAAGCCAAGUACCACCAUCGUCUUGUGGAGGACCUCAGCAACCGCGUUCGUGAAUACAAGGGUCUAGAUGGAAUGAGCCUAUACACGGCCGCCGUCGACAAGAGAACUCCCCCCAAUUGCAAACUGCCCCGCGGCUUUGACGAGUGCCUUCAGGGCGGCAGGGAAAAUGGGAUCAGUGAUGUGGCUAUUAGACUUGCACACGUCGGCAUUCUGCACUGGAGGGUCUGGGCGGACCUGGCGUACUGA